This is a messenger RNA of Lolium perenne, 1133 nucleotides long. RefSeq lists its product as uncharacterized. The record is from RefSeq and is a predicted model, not a curated record. NCBI's taxonomy places the organism in Eukaryota, Viridiplantae, Streptophyta, Magnoliopsida, Poales, Poaceae.
UUCUCGUUGAAUUGAAGUGUAAAUAAUAGUAUUGAUCUGCUUGCUUCGGCCAUCUUUUUCCAUGUUUUGCUUGGUUGAUAUGCUUCUGGCGAUUAUUUUUUGAAAUGAGGUUUGUUUAAUUGGACUUUCUGCUGCAUAAUAAUCCUAAAUAAAAUUCAUGUGAGUGCCUUUAUUGUGUUCCUUUUAUGUUUUGCUUACUUUGACAAUGAUGCUUUCUUUUAAAGAUUUGUCUCUUUUAUGUGAUUAUGGGUUUUUUGGGUUUCAGAUGUGGAAUGAUGUUUUCUUGGCCCAAGCAGGUGACGAAAUAUGAUUUGGAGGCCGACUACUUCAGUUAUCCUUAUGAUGAUGUGAACAAAAGGAAGCUUGCCUAUAGCCAUCUUGGUAUUGGAGACAAGUAUCCAAAGACGAGGGGCAAGGAGGUGAGCAAGGGCGAUGAGGGAGGAGCAGACUCACCGGCUCGGACUCCUGGGCGAUUUUCAAUGGGGGGCAGGCUGCAAUCUCUCGUAACCAAACUGCUUCAAGUCGUGCCGGAGGUGCAGGUGACGAAAGUUGAGUACCUGAGUGAGCUUGUUUUGGCUCAUGUCAUGAAGAGACUGGUCCGAGGGAGGUGACACUGAAUGCGCUGAGCCGAUGUCAACUAAAGAAUAAAGUACCAAGAUAUUGCUGCUCUAGGCUGGCAUCCUGCCACUACUCGCUGUGUUGCUGCUCCAUGGCCAGGUACGGCAGCGAUGUGCUUGGUCCAGUGGAGGAAAGCGUCGUGGGAGAAGAGGAACAUCGGGAGCGGUUGAGGUUGAGCAGGAGAUGAAGGGUGUUGCCGUGCGCAGCACCGUGCCUGGUUUACCUUUGUCUCAUCAUCAAGUACGAUGGCAGCAGUCAGGUCUAAUUCGGCGGCGGUGUGGUUAGCGAGUCCUUUGUUCUUUUUAAGUAUUAGCAAACUUUUGGUGACAUCAUGCCACAUGUGGAUGAAUCAAAAUGGAAACCUUAGGGCCAAACCCGUGUCUCAAUUUUGGGAAUUGCGCCAGUGACGCAAUGGGUUAUUUAAGUAGAAUUACAACAAUGCGUAUUGCUCAACCUUAUUCUUCUCAAAGAGAAUCUAAUGCCUUGAAUCCUACCUAUUGUUUAUAUCAUUAAUA